UUUCAGUGACGUCUUUCAUUGCCACAAUCAUCUUCACCAUGGAAUGGUUCCUGUUAGCACUUCCCUUACUCGUCUGUGCCGUGGAUGCCAGAACUGAAUUGGUGAAUGUUGCAGCUUUUAAACCUGUGAGUGGUGUACGUAGUGGUUUGGACCCGGCAGCUUUAACAGACGAAGACGAUUUAACAUGGUCUGCCACGGCUACUAUGAACGAUCCUUAUCUCAAAAUUGAUCUCGGCAGCGAAUAUCUCAUCAAAAAUCUACAACUUAUGUUGGAUCAAAACGCUGGCCGUAACUUGAUUAACAGUAUGGUGCGUGUGGGAAGCUCUUCCGUUGUUACCCAGAACCCCGUGUGUAUUCCAAUCGACGACAAAUACGCUCCAAUCAUGUUCGAGAAAAACUGCAACAUGAAGGGAAGAUACAUCAUCCUGCAAAAAAUGGGACCCGGUAGGACCAUUAGAGCCAAUGAAAUACGAGCAUACGUCACCAUGGAAAUCGAAUCAACCACUGCAGCUCCCACAACUAAAGCGCCAACUACAGUUCAGCCGAAGUGAGCCGACCACAGCCGAGCCAACCGAAGCUGAGCCACCACAGCCGAGCCAACCGAAGCUGAGCCAACCACAGCCGAGCCAACCGAAGCUGAGCCAACCACAGCCGAGCCAACCGAAGCUGAGCCAACCACAGCCGAGCCAACCGAAGCUGAGCCACCACAGCCGAGCCAACCGAAGCUGAGCCGACCACAGCCGAGCCAACCGAAGCUGAACCCACUACAGCCGAGCCAACCGAGGCUGACCCACUACAGCCGAGCCAACCGAGGCUGACCCAACAACUGUUGCUGAUGUAACAACUAUUCCCCCAACGUUAGCUUGCACCAACCCAGAGGUUCUGCGUAAUAUCGCCGUCGGAAAAGCAGCCAGCCAAAGCUCCACAAAUAAGAAACAGGGAGGUGUAGCUGAACUAGCUGUUGACGGGAAUAAAAAUACCGACCUGAGGGCUGGAAAGUCGUGCACCUGGACCAAUAAGGAGUUCCAGCCAUGGUGGAAAUUGGAUCUUGGAUCGUCCAAAGACGUUUACCAGGUUGUCAUCACCAACAGACAAGACUGUUGCUCUUUCCGUCUAAAGAACGCCGAAGUUCGCGUCGGCGACGACCCAAAGCACGAGAACAAUCCAGUUUGUGGAAUGAUGGUUAUGGGAAAACGUUCAAGGCAGGAGACAGUAACCAUGAACUGUGGCUGUGGUGAAUCGAUGCAAGGAAGAUACGUCAGCAUUCAGUUGAAAGACAAGACACAGCAGAUGCACUUGUGUGAGGUCGAGGUCAUGACCCUGUAAUUGACCCGGAAUCAAAUACAGCCUUCUUCUGACGUCAUCAAUAUGUUAAUAUAUGCAUGAUUCAAAUACCAAAUCAAUGGAUUAUAAGACCUUCUUGGAGCAAAAAACGACACGUAAUUGUAAUUGUAAUUGGGGCCCUUCCAUAACACCACACGGACGUACUAGUGAUAAUAA
This is a messenger RNA of Saccoglossus kowalevskii, 1500 nucleotides long. RefSeq lists its product as uncharacterized. Lineage: Eukaryota; Metazoa; Hemichordata; Enteropneusta; Harrimaniidae. The record is from RefSeq and is a predicted model, not a curated record.